UUGUUUGGGCUGAGUUUUCCUUCACGGUGGAGAUGUUUUCGGCAUUCUGGACAUUUAUCAACAAACUUUUCCAGGUGAAGUGGAGAGGGAUACAGCACUCAAGACAGAUCACGCUCUCAUAUGUCAUCCCAACAGCUACAGCUGUGUUAUGCUAUCUCAAUAGUUUGGAAGGGGAUUUUGUUCACGACGAUAAGUUUGCCAUUGUGGAUAACCCAGAUGUCAACGGAAAAGCUAACUUUGCCCAGCUCUUUCUGAACGACUUCUGGGGAAAAGCAAUGUGGGACAACACCAGUCACAAAAGCUACCGUCCGCUUUGCAUUGUGACAUUCAGGCUGGACUUCUACUUGUCGCAUGGGAACCCCUGGUACUUUCACAUGGUCAAUGUGGUCCUACAUGCAGCCGUCACGUUCUUCUUUGUGCACAUGCUCCGCCGCGUGCUGCACGUGCCACUCGCAGAGACGUGUCUGGCUGCUGUACUUCGCCGUCCACCCCAUUCACACUGAAGCGGUAAGAAAAAUGACCUGGUUAUGACA
Pomacea canaliculata is the source of this 533-nucleotide messenger RNA. Its product is annotated as transmembrane and TPR repeat-containing protein 1-like. The record is from RefSeq and is a predicted model, not a curated record. Gene Ontology annotation, biological process: protein O-linked glycosylation via mannose. The transcript is spliced from 2 exons. NCBI's taxonomy places the organism in Eukaryota, Metazoa, Mollusca, Gastropoda, Architaenioglossa, Ampullariidae. The coding region runs from base 33 to 503 and encodes 156 amino acids. Gene Ontology annotation, molecular function: mannosyltransferase activity.